GGCAGCCAAUGAGCGCGCCCGCGGACAGCGGCGAGGCCAACAUGGCUUCCCGCACCUGGUGACGGUUGAAGACUGUGUUAGGUCUCAUGGAGAAGCCGCGGGGCGCUGAGGAGACUCCAUCUUCAGAACCAAUGGAGGAGGAAGAGGAAGAGGAUGAAUUGGAGCUCUUUGGAGGCUACGACAGUUUCCGGAGCUAUAACAGCAGUGCGGGCAGUGAGAGCAGCUCCUAUCUUGAGGAAUCAAGUGAAGCAGAAAAUGAGGAUCGGGAAGCAGGGGAGUUACCCACUUCCCCACUGCAUUUGCUCAAUCCUGGAACUCCCCGCUCCUUGGACGGCAGUGGUUCUGAGCCAGCUGUCUGUGAGAUGUGUGGUAUCGUGGGUACCAGGGAGGCCUUCUUCUCCAAGACCAAGAGGUUCUGCAGCGUCUCCUGUUCCAGGAGCUACUCCUCCAACUCCAAGAAAGCCAGUAUCCUGGCCAGGUUACAGGGCAAGCCACCAACCAAGAAAGCCAAAGUCCUGCACAAGGCGGCCUGGUCUGCCAAAAUCGGAGCCUUUCUCCACUCCCAGGGGACAGGGCAGCUAGCAGAUGGGACGCCAACCGGGCAGGACGCGCUGGUCUUGGGUUUCGACUGGGGGAAGUUCCUGAAGGACCACAGUUACAAGGCUGCGCCUGUCAGCUGUUUCAAACACGUGCCGCUCUAUGACCAGUGGGAGGACGUGAUGAAGGGGAUGAAGGUGGAGGUGCUCAACAGUGACGCUGUGCUCCCCAGCCGCGUGUACUGGAUCGCCUCCGUCAUCCAGGCAGCAGGGUAUCGGGUGCUGCUCCGGUAUGAAGGUUUUGAAAAUGACGCCAGUCAUGAUUUCUGGUGCAACCUGGGAACAGUGGAUGUUCACCCCAUUGGCUGGUGCGCCGUCAACAGCAAAAUCCUGGUGCCCCCUCGGACCAUCCAUGCCAAGUUCACGGACUGGAAGGGUUACCUCAUGAAACGCUUGGUGGGCUCCAGAACGCUGCCUGUGGAUUUCCAUAUCAAGAUGGUGGAGAGCAUGAAGUACCCCUUCCGGCAGGGCAUGCGGCUGGAGGUGGUGGAUAAGUCCCAGGUGUCACGGACUCGCAUGGCCGUGGUGGACACGGUGAUUGGGGGUCGCCUGCGGCUCCUCUACGAGGAUGGGGACAGUGACGAUGAUUUCUGGUGUCACAUGUGGAGCCCCCUCAUUCACCCAGUGGGUUGGUCACGUCGUGUCGGCCACGGCAUCAAGCUGUCAGAGAGGCGCAGCGACAUGGCCCACCAUCCCACCUUCCGGAAAAUCUACUGUGAUGCUGUUCCUUACCUGUUCAAGAAGGUACGAGCCGUCUACACAGAAGGUGGUUGGUUUGAAGAGGGGAUGAAGCUGGAGGCCAUUGACCCCCUGAAUUUGGGCAACAUCUGUGUGGCGACCAUCUGCAAGGUUCUCCUGGACGGCUAUCUGAUGAUCUGUGUAGACGGGGGGCCCUCCACAGACGGCUCAGACUGGUUCUGCUAUCAUGCCUCUUCCCACGCCAUCUUCCCAGCCACCUUCUGCCAGAAGAAUGACAUUGAACUCACACCCCCAAAAGGGUACGAGAUGCACACAUUCAACUGGGAGGCCUAUUUGGAGAAGACCAAGUCGAAAGCGGCUCCGUCAAGACUCUUUAACAUGGACUGCCCCAACCAUGGCUUCAAGGUGGGCAUGAAGCUGGAGGCUGUGGACCUGAUGGAGCCGCGCCUCAUCUGUGUGGCCACGGUGAAGCGGGUGGUGCACCGGCUGCUCAGCAUCCACUUUGACGGUUGGGACAGCGAGUACGACCAGUGGGUGGACUGCGAGUCCCCGGACAUCUACCCCGUCGGCUGGUGCGAGCUCACUGGCUACCAGCUCCAGCCACCCGUGGCCACAGCAGAGCCAGCCACACCUCUGAAGGCCAAAGAGGCCACAAAGAAGAAAAAGAAACAGUUUGGGAAGAAAAGGAAAAGAAUUCCGCCGACCAAGUCGCGUCCCCUCCGUCAAGGCGCCAAGAAGGCCCUGCUGGAGGACAACCCGCAGGCCGCAGAGAAGAUCUCCUCAGAGCCUGAAGACAAUCCUGAGCCCCCUGCCCUCCCCUCCAGUCAUCGCCGUGCGCGUGAAGGAAGAGCAUCUCGACAUAACCACACCCGCCAAGGCCCCGAGUCCAGAGCUGCCUGUCCCCCUUGAGAGCAUCAAACAGGAGACAGACAACUGAGCUUUCCCAGCAUGGCCGCCCCCGGAAGCCAGCCCAGGGCUCCUCUCUUGCCACCACCCCUCCAACCCCCAUUACUUUGGACACUGAGCUGUUUUGUAUAAACCUGCCUGGUGCUGUGAGGGCCAGGCGCUGAGGAGCAGCUGGGGUCUGCUUUCGCCCACGCUGUUGCCUCUGCCCUGUUUGGUGAAGCCUCAUGCCUGGGGCACCUGAGGCCCCCAAACUCUCUUCUGUGAGUCUUGCCCUCUCCAGCAAGAGCUCCCAAAGCUGCUCCUCACAGAAGUUUCCCUCCACACCACCACAUCCUUCCUCUGCCAGAGGGUGGGGGCUGCCCCCAGUCACGCUGGAAGACCAGACAGUUGGUGCCGUGUGUGUCCAUGCACCCAGGCAAGUCCUGAAUAAAGGCCUGGAGCAGCCCUCUGAGGGGAGACCCUCAGGACAGCCAGUGUGUGAGGGUGCAGGCUCAGCCUGAAAACUGAGCAAGUGCAGUGGCCUCUCACCUCCUAGGCUGCUGCUCUGCAUCCCCUUGUGCCCUGGCGGUGGGGGGUGCUGGGGAACCACCCGCAGGUACCCAGCUCAGGUAGGCAUCCAGGAAGCCAUGAGCAGGAUGUGGGUUUGGUGACCCGUUUUUCCUGUUGCCUGGAGUACAGACUCCACUUCCUAGGAGCAACGGGGCAUGAGUGGGGUCUGCUUCCCAGUAGGGAGGCUUGUAGGGGCCUUGAUAGGAAAAGACCACACCAGCCCCUGUGCCACUUGGGGAGAGUUGGGGGAAGGAGGAGGCUGGGGCAGCAAGAGUGGAGGUGGGCUCGGCCCACCUGAGCGGGGACGCGGCCUGCUCUGGAGCCAGCUGGGCUGGGACCUGUUCUCGUCCCUUCUGCUAAGCAGUCAGGUAGGGCCUGACAGGGUCGUGGGCCUCAACACGGGGACCUUGUGCUGGUCAGCCCCGCUGGCUGAGGCGGCACCUUCCCCACCUGCGCCUCCGGAGGAGUGUGAAGAGGGGUACCGGGCUUCCUGUUCCUCACUCUCCAGCCCUUAAUGUAUUUUGAUUCUGCUCCGCUUUGAAAGUACAUUCUGGAGUUUGCUUUCUGUCAGCUGCUUUGAGACUGUUCAGUCCUAGCUCUUCCAUACCCUCUUCCGGAGCCCUGAGAGGAGACGGGCUGCCAGCCUCACUCCUUCCUGCUCUGUGGGUAGAGGUGGCACUGCUGGGGCCAGUACUUGCAUAUGGGUUUGCUCAGGACCAAGGCUGUCUGGUGUCAUUCCAGGGAAGGGGUGAUAGCCUGAAGGGAGCUGAUCUCCACCCACUUCAGGGAGAGCUUCACCCCAUGCUAAGGCACGAGGCAGCGCCACCCAUGCCAAACCAGGCCCAGAAAGCAGUGUUGGUGCAGCCUGAAUUCCCCACAAACUGAAAAAGUGACUUGAGUUUGGACCAAUGUGAAGGCCAAGGACGGGGCAUUCCUCAGGAUGCAGGGCCUUGGCCCUUCCCCGCCCCCCUCCCUCCCCCCAUCGCACACCCUGGAUUCACAGUGACAGGACAGAGGCUUCACCCUCCAGGAGAGGAAGGUGCCUGGGUGCCCUUCUGCCUGCUCACGGAACUGCUGCCUGGCCUGGGCCACCACCUUCCAGAACCCCUUCACUGGGAUCCGGUUCUGGGAGAAGAGCUCCUGGGAAAACGGCUUGGACGUGCCACGGUCCGUGGUUCUGCCUGCCUGACUAGAGAAGUGAGGCCUGAGGCCCCGGCACUAACGCCCCCAUCCCGGCGGCAGAGCUGCAGGACAAGGAGCCGCCCUUCCAGCCCUGGACUGGCCUCCCCACACCUGGCGUGAGACCGUUGAACUCUGACUUGCUGAAGUCCAGCCUGUCAGGUGCUGUUCCGUAGAGAGCGUGUCCUGAGGACCUGAGUGGAGGUGGGUGAGUGCCCGCGUGAGGGCUACGGAAUAAAGACGCCACGAGCUGUCUCAAGGCCGCCACAUCUGUGUCUCGUUUGCGCCCUCCUUUCCCCAUCCCUGGGUGCCCCCAAGGCUGAGCCUGUCUUUUCUGU
Molecule: messenger RNA, 4267 nt
Organism: Talpa occidentalis (Iberian mole)
Lineage: Eukaryota; Metazoa; Chordata; Mammalia; Eulipotyphla; Talpidae
Gene: L3MBTL2
Product: L3MBTL histone methyl-lysine binding protein 2
Exons: 17
Coding region: 87-2204 (705 amino acids)
Biological process (GO): regulation of DNA-templated transcription
Cellular component (GO): nucleus
Molecular function (GO): zinc ion binding
Source: RefSeq, a predicted model, not a curated record